GCCUAGACUCUACCUUACUUCAAAUAAUAAUCAUUUUAUUAAUUUGAUCAAUAGCCUUAGCUCAUACUUAUUGGUUGUACAUUUACGUCAAUUGAACCUUACUUCAAAUAAGUAUUCUUCCCGCUGAUUAUGCCCAUAUUUUGCGGUUAUCAGUGAGAUGUGUUGUGGGAUGUUACAAAUUUAUAAUAACAUUCACCUGAAACUGUGCGCGUUUCUUAUGAAUAACAUCAAUGCUCCCCAUUCGCCCAAUACUGGCAGUUUGAAGUGAACCUCACAUGUACUAUAGCAUCUAUAUGGGUUGUAUUAUAAUUUGUAUAAUGCAUUUACGUGAGAGUGCAAUAAAGAGAGGAAUGAUGCAAAUAAAGAUGAAUAUUUCUUGAUCAAUUACCGUACGAAUUUCGAUGUAGCCAAUUUCGAUUGUUAAUAAUUAUCAUUAAUCGAAAAUCCAAAUUAAAAGCUGUAAAUCACCCCGAACACUUCUGCUACUGCAAAUAUUGACAAAAGGUAAACAACUAGAUGGAAAUUCGAUUGUUGUUCGUUACAGACAUGCACACACAAUUUUUAAUGAAAGAGCAAUCUGAUUACACAUUGCAGUGUGUAGCCUACCUACAUUUUGUUGUAUUUACAUUUUCUACUUAGUUACAUCAAACUCUUAUUCAAUAUUGAUAAAAAAUUCAAAUUGUUUAAAUCAUUACAAUUCUCAAAUAUGGAAGAAUAAUACAUUAUUAAUAGGCACCUACUUGUGAAAAACAUGCCCUUGAAGCCACAUAUAGAAGUAGAAUGUGCUGCAUUAUCAGUCAGUCAAACGAUGGAUGUAUUCAAGUAUGGGUUUAAUCCUUUGAAGUAUUAGAAGGUCAAUUGAAGAGUAAGCGGGGGGAAAAAAUGUAGAAAAACAAAAAAAUUUAGGAUCAUCAUUUUAAACUUGAAAUCUAUUCUCAUAACAACACUAUUGAUAAAUUCGCACUCAUUCUAAAAUUGUGCUGUAUUAUUCAAUAGAUCUAUAUUAUUUUAAAUACACUUGAAUAAAUAUUAUAAUAUUUAUGGGCAACAAUGCAUAAACUCUAGAAAUGCGUUUUGCGUGUUUCAACGACCAGACCAGCCUAUUGGAGGCCUGCAAAUAAUGAUGAGUCGAUUUGGGUGAUAUUUUCAUCAGCUGGAAAUUGGAUUGUAGAAAGUUGGGUUCUUUCUUGAAGGAGACCUCUUGGGGGAAGGUUGAAUAAGUAAUUGGAACAAUGAGAUCAGGAUGCUGUACUAAAGCUAUCGUGUCCAUCUAUUGAGAAGGAGGAUAUGGAAACUACUCUGCUGCUACGAAAGUUCAUGAACCUGGUCCACUAUGACAGACCACUAAAUUCUCUUCCCUUUAUCACUAUAAUGAUAAUCGGCGCUCUGGGCUCAAUCAACAGCGGUUUGGUCAUCUUCCACGAAAAACUCAGCCAGGAAAAACUGUUAACCGCUCUCAAAGAAAACCUACUACUCAUCAUCGUAUUUUCCUGGAUCGCUAUUCGAGGUUUGAAGCCUUCAAAACCUUUAAAAUUGGUGGAACUGAUUGAAAGCGAUUUUCUGGUUUCGGAAAAUGAACUUAAUGGCAGAGAUGAAAAAUGGAGGAGGCUGGAAAACUAUUACAACAAUAAACGGGACGAUAUGAGAGGGAUUUGUGAAGGGUUUUUGAAGAUUAUAAUUAUUAUUUUCUUAGGGAUAUUAAGUAGAAACCUGGUGGUGCAACUCACAGAAGAUACAAACGAUGAAACCCAAGACUGGCCUACCCCUUUUGUGUACUGGUGUCCGGAAGGGUAUGAUAACUACACGUUUUUUCUUCUGAUCUAUACCCUACAUGCAAUACUGUUAUUAAUCAUGGGUAUGGAAGGGUUUUGUCUGCAAGUAUCAACAUGCUUAGCCAUUGAACGUGUGAUUGCUGACUUUGAGACGAUCAAUAUGCUAUUGAGGGAUAUGGUGGAUGAUUUUCCUGAUGAUGAAGAUUAUGUUGAUGAUCAGAGUGUUGCAGAUGAGAGUGAUAUACAAGUGUAUAGAGGGGAUAAUUGCAGAGAAAAGCAAGACCUUAGAGGAGAUAUGGGCCGUAUUGUGCGGUGUCAUCAGAAACUCAACAGGAACUUUAAGGAAUGCGCAGAGAGUUGUACCUAUGGGAUAUUCAGCUUGAGCUUUAUUGUAUGUGUCGACAGCGUAUUAAGCAUUUUUAUCAUGUUAAAGGCAGUCGAUCUGAAAACAAAAGUGAUGUUUGCUAUAACGACUCUCUCAGCAAACUUACUCCUGCUUCUAAUUUAUGGCAUUGGCCAGAGAAUCAUCAAUCAGAACGACAUAUUUCGCCGGUGCCUUUCUGAAGUUGCUUGGACCGACAAGCCAAAGUGGUUCAAGAGCUCUCUGCAUAUUAUGAUCGGGUUCGCCAAUACUGAUAUACAAAUGAAACCAUACGGUAUCUACGUUCUCAACUAUGAAACUUUGAAAAAUAUACUGAAAGCAUCAUUCACAUUUGGAAAUUUCUUCUACACCAUGGCAGUGAACUCAAACCAAAUGAUUUUGUGAACAAGCUACUAUUUCAUCCUACCACCUACCAAUUACUCGUAUCAGAAUCUUUAAAGAUUUGAAAAUAUAAAGUUUGUUCAGAUGAAGGUAUCAGAACAGCAGUGGAAUAAUUUCAUUUUGCCAAUUUCAAACUUUACCACUUCUAAAGUCAACUAUAUUUUUCAUUAUUUGCAUAUGUACCAAGACCUAUUUCAUAUCCCAAGGAUGUACUGUAUUGCUGAAGGCGACCUAUCAGUGUUAGGUAAUAUAAUUAGAAUAAUGAUACUGCUGUUUUCUAAUAUUAUCUUGGAUAGUUCUAUAAUGGAUCUCCACAUCUUUGAAAAAUACAAACUACAUUGUAUACCGUACUAGAGAGUUGUGAUAUAAAAUUGUGAGCUGAUUUUCUUAAACUACGAGCUUCAAACAUUCAAUACACAACAUUCAUUAAUUAUGUCAAUAGUCUAUCAUGGGACAAAGCAGAUAGCUCUAUUCUUUUUCAACUCCGUAACGUUGUCAACUUGUUUGCUGGUGAAUUGAUAGCCUGGUAAUAUAAACUUAUGUAGACAAUUAAUAUUAUAACAUAUACCGAGCAGAUGACUUGAAUCAAAACUAUUAUCUUAUCCACCUAUUUAUUAUUGAAGACGGUGGAAAAGGAAAACUGACUACGGUACAUAAUAUGCUGUCCUAUGAAUCUUGGAUCUCAUUAUAGAGAAAUUGAUUCAAUAAAUAUGUUUCUCUCAUUGAUGAUUGUUCCUACAUAAUCCAUAUUCUAUCCAGACAUAUAUUCGAAAUAUACUCUUCAACAAGACCUGCAUGAA
Nilaparvata lugens (brown planthopper) is the source of this 3335-nucleotide messenger RNA. RefSeq lists its product as uncharacterized. Gene Ontology annotation, molecular function: olfactory receptor activity; odorant binding. The transcript is spliced from 7 exons. The record is from RefSeq and is a predicted model, not a curated record. The coding region runs from base 1288 to 2538 and encodes 416 amino acids. NCBI's taxonomy places the organism in Eukaryota, Metazoa, Arthropoda, Insecta, Hemiptera, Delphacidae. Gene Ontology annotation, biological process: detection of chemical stimulus involved in sensory perception of smell; sensory perception of smell. Gene Ontology annotation, cellular component: plasma membrane.